AUGUUGUACGAACUCUUUGCGCUCGGAAAGAAGAGUGUAUUCGACUGGCCUCGAGAAGGAUUGCUCACUACAGCUGUGAACAUGGUAUGGGGCGACUCGGCUCGCGAAAGAACCCUGGUCGAAUGGAUCCUUUCUCUUUUGAAGCCUUCGAUCAACCAGAGUAUGUGGAUCGAUUCUCAGGUGCUAUCCAUCAGCUCUUCCCUAGUACAAGCUCUUCAGGUUGCGUUAAUUCGCCAAUACCAUUGGGUAACGGCGACCAUUUACAACAACUGCAGCGACUUGGGCUAUGGAACAGGCUUCUACCAUGUAGAAUCAGAGUUGAACGGCGCUAUGAUUCUGCAAAACAUCAGUUACGCGAAUGCAUACGAUGAUUUGGAUAAUUGGCUGUGUCGCAGAAGGCCACACGAAGACUGCGACCGCUUUUUAUGCUGUUUCCAUCUUAGUGGACUCCACGUCCGACAGGUUUUGCUGCGCGCUUUGGGCUAUUACGCUAUCUAUCGGAGGAAUUUUAUGUAUUAA
Messenger RNA from Ascochyta rabiei, 519 nucleotides. RefSeq lists its product as uncharacterized. The transcript has a single exon. The record is from RefSeq and is a predicted model, not a curated record. Bases 1 to 519 code for a protein of 172 amino acids. NCBI's taxonomy places the organism in Eukaryota, Fungi, Ascomycota, Dothideomycetes, Pleosporales, Didymellaceae.